AUGCUCAUAAAGCUCGCACGAGCAACAACAGCGGCUGAGGGUCCGGUGCAGAAGUUGAUUGCCGAGAAGCUGCGGGCACGCUUUUCUCCGGUCCACUUGUCGAUCGCGUGCGAGAGCUACAUGCACAACGUGCCGAAGGGAACGGAAAAGCACUUCAACGUGCAGAUCGUCAGCGAGGAGUUCGAGGGCAAGACGACGCUGCAGCGACAUCGUCUAGUCAAUCAGUGCUUGGCUGAUGAGCUAGCCGGACUAGCUAGCCGAAUCGACGCCGUUCCGCCUUCAAAAUGGGCCGGACAAAGUCCAGCGCCAAGCCCGGCGUGCCGUGGUGGAGGCCAUUUG
Molecule: messenger RNA, 339 nt
Organism: Mesorhabditis spiculigera
Lineage: Eukaryota; Metazoa; Nematoda; Chromadorea; Rhabditida; Rhabditidae
Source: the annotation of a GenBank genome assembly